AUGCGGUCAACUGAGGAGAAAACUGUACUCUUAUGUGCUUUAGAUGAUGAUGUACAGGGACUUAAGAGUAUUUUGGAAAGCAAGAGUGCCAACGAAUCUCAGCAAUCGGAGAAUAUUCUGUGGGAAAAAGAUGAGGUGGGAAGAAAUGCGCUGUUUGCUGCGUGUACUUUUGGUCGGAGCGGCAUCGUGCGCGAACUCGUACAGAACGGCGCUGACGUCAAUGAACUCACAGCGCGCGGCUACUCACCGUUGCAUUAUUCUGCCAUGUGGGGUCAGCUGGACACUUUAAAAACUUUGGUUGAACUCAAUGCUGAUUUUCAAGCUGUCAGUUUCCGUGGAGAGAAGGCUGUUGAUGUGGCCCGGCGUUAUGACAAACUGGACUGCGCAGAGUAUCUGGCAUGGGCUGAGGCCAAACAAAGUUUGCAAGCAUUAAUACAAGAUGUCAGAGAUAUUAUAGCUGAUCCAGAGAAAGUUCAAGGGAAGCUCAAUAAAGAGGACAAGACCAUGUUUAUAAACAUCUGUUCUGCAAAAUCUGACUGGAUACACAACACCAAAAAUGCAACAAUUCAAGACUUCAUUGAACAGAAGAAGCACCUUGAAGACAUACUGGAACCUAUUCUGCUCAAGCUUAACACACAAUCUGAAGCCACAAUGAAGACAAGAAAGCCUUAG
Messenger RNA from Sinocyclocheilus anshuiensis, 672 nucleotides. RefSeq names its product ankyrin repeat domain 45 (gene ankrd45). The record is from RefSeq and is a predicted model, not a curated record. The coding region runs from base 1 to 672 and encodes 223 amino acids. The transcript is spliced from 5 exons. NCBI's taxonomy places the organism in Eukaryota, Metazoa, Chordata, Actinopteri, Cypriniformes, Cyprinidae. Gene Ontology annotation, molecular function: protein binding.